AUGUUUGGCGGCCCCAAUGUCUGGGUAGGCCCCCGGAUAGCACCACUGCCCGCCUACCUCAAGAACGAUGUCUCCGAAGGCGAAGAGUCGAGCGAGGCGAUCCUCAACCGGCAGCUCGCCUCGGAGAAUGGCACCUCGAUCCAGUACCGGACCUGCUCGUGGCAGAAGACGGCCGCGCUGCUCUUCAGCGAGUACAUCUGCCUGGCCAUCAUGAGCUUUCCCUGGUCUUACAGCGUGCUGGGCCUCGUCCCGGGCCUGAUCCUGACCGUUGUGGUCGCCGGCAUCGUGCUCUACACGAGUCUGGUCCUGUGGGAGUUUUGCCUGCGGCAUCCAGAGGUGCGCGACGUGUGCGACAUUGGCCAGAUGCUCUUCUGGGGCAAGGAAUGGGCGUGGUGGGGGACCGCCAUCAUGUUUGUCCUCAACAACACCUUCAUCCAGGCGCUCCACGUCCUGGUGGGCGCCGAGUACCUCAACACCAUGACGGAGAGCGACAACAUUGCCGGGUGCCGCACCGUCGAGUUUGGCGUCGUGGUGACCAUCAUCUGCCUGAUUGGGUCGCUGCCUCGCACGUUCAGCAUGAUGUCCAAGCUGGGCACGGCGUCGGCCAUCUUCACCUUCAUCUCGGUGGUGCUGGCGACCAUCUUUGCGGGCAUCCAGGACAAGCCCGCGGGCUUCACGGAGAAGCUGGGCUCGCCGUUGGUCACGGCCAUUCCCGUCAAGAGCACUACUUUUGUCAAUGGCAUGUCGGCGUUCCUCAACAUUAGCUACACCUUUAUCGGCCAGAUUACGCUCCCAAGCUUCAUUGCGGAGAUGCGAGAUCCUCGGGAGUUCCCCAAGUCGCUGUGGGCUUGCACAAUCGCCGAAAUCAUCGUCUUCUCCAUUGUCGGCGGCGUCAUCUACGCCUACACCGGCAACCAAUACGUCACGGCGCCGGCUUUUGGAUCAUUGGACGACAUGUACAAGAAGGUUUCCUUUUCCUUCAUGAUCCCCACGCUCAUCUUCCUGGGGUGCCUGUACGCCUCCGUGACGGCCCGCUUCGUCUUCUUCCGCGCGUUUCGCAACUCGGUGCACCUGCACAGCCAUACCAUUGUGGGCUGGGGAAGCUGGGCCGGCAUCCUGCUCGUCACCUGGGUGUUUGCUUUCAUCAUUUCUCAGGUCAUCCCCUUUUUCUCUUCGCUCCUGUCCGUCAUGUCAUCCCUCUUCGACAGCUGGUUCGGCUUCAUCUUCUGGGGCGUUGCCUACCUGCGCAUGCGAAACGCAGACAAGCAGGUUGGUAGGAAACGCAACGGCCUUGUGUCGGCGUUUGCCACAGCCGUCAACAUUGCCAUCAUCAUCAUUGGCAUCUUCUUUUUGUCCGUGGGCACGUAUGCCAGCGUACAGGGCAUCGUGGAUGCAUUCGAUGCCGGCACGGUGCACGGCGUGUUUUCCUGCAAGAGCAACGGAAUAUGA
Trichoderma reesei QM6a is the source of this 1449-nucleotide messenger RNA. RefSeq names its product transmembrane amino acid transporter protein. Gene Ontology annotation, cellular component: vacuolar membrane. NCBI's taxonomy places the organism in Eukaryota, Fungi, Ascomycota, Sordariomycetes, Hypocreales, Hypocreaceae. The coding region runs from base 1 to 1449 and encodes 482 amino acids. Gene Ontology annotation, biological process: amino acid transmembrane transport. Gene Ontology annotation, molecular function: amino acid transmembrane transporter activity. The transcript is spliced from 3 exons. The record is from RefSeq and is a predicted model, not a curated record.